AUGGCGUUUCUCACCAAAAGGACGAAAACUAAGCCAAAACAAUCAAACCACCCGUCAAUCAAUCACACCAAUCAGGGCUACAAUCUUGCUGAAUUCCGCAUUUGUAGUGUGCUAUGGGCGUUGCUGAUGUGCGGAGGUGUUUUGCGGUUCAAGGAAGUCAACAAUGUUCGAGAUCAUUUUAGUGCCGCAGACUCUCCAUCAAGAUAUGAGUUUGCUGUAGCUCGGGAGUUCUUCCAAGAGCUCGGCAGCCCUUUCCAUGUUGUUGUUGCAUUGAAAGCCGCUGACGAGGGGAACAUACUUCGACCGAAAUAUAUAGAGAAAGCACUCGAAAUCGAAGAUUUUCUUCAAUACAAGCUGAAGGUGGAACAUGAGAACAGAACUUAUGCAUAUUCUGAUUUCUGUGGGACACAAUGUGAAACAAGUGAUGCGGUCAACAUUUUUCUAACAAUGUUCCGAGAUCAACAACGAAAAGGCACCAAUCACGUGAAGCUAACCUAUCCGUCGAUGGAUGUGUUCGGACAUCGCGUCUAUCUAGCAAACAAUAUAUUUCUUGUAAAAACAAACAAUCUAUCGCAAAUUGUUGAGGAGUCUGGUUUAGUGGCGAUUAACUUCCAUGCGAUUUACAAUAACGAGAGCUCAGUAGCUAUUAUGCGUAAAUGGGAAAAGGCCGUCUUCGAGUACUCGCAGUCUACAAUUAAGGACCCUCUUAUUCGCGUUUUCUGCACUAGCGAAGGACUGGUUUCAGAAGAAGUGAGAAGAACAGGUAUCCUGGCUAUGCCACUCAUGGGAGUUACAUUUUUAAUCCUGAUGGUAUUCACAAUCACGACGACACUGCGAAGGGAUCCAGUGAAAAGCAACCCUCUAGAAGCAUUCCUAGGAGUCAUUUGUCCAAUUCUUUCCCUGGUUGCCUCCUUUGGAAACUUGUUCUGGUUCGGCUUUGAAUUUCUGCCAAUCGUCACUGUGGUGCCUUUCUUAAUACUUGCAAUAGGAGUGGAUGACGUCUUCAUUUUUAUUCACGCUUUUCAUCUUACCAAUGACAAGCAUUCUGUUCGAGAACGAAUAGCUGAGACAUUAGCUGACGCUGGUCCCUCCAUUUCUAUCACCUCACUCACAAAUCUGCUCUCAUUCGGAAUUGGAGUAUUCACCAAUACUCCUGCCAUUUAUACGUUUUGUGUGUUCAUAUCAGUUGCCGUCAUAUACGAUUAUAUCUAUCAAAUUUUCUUUUUCUCUGCUGUGCUAACUCUUGGAGGGCAAAGAGAGGCUAGAAGAGGAAACGCAUACGUGUGUUGCUUGACGGUGCCACCGCCAACUAAAAAUGAAAAACAAACGAAACCGAAUUGGUUCGCACGUGCGGCGUCAAGGUUGCUCGCUGUGGUUCUCGAUGCUUGGGUGGACUUCAGCAUGUCUCUGUGGAGCAAAUUCAUUGUGGGAGGUGUAAUGCUUGCAUACUGGGCAGUGAUGAUUCACGGUGUUCGACAGAUUAAGGUGGGAUUGUCGUCAGAAAAACUAUUCCUCGAUGACUCACCGCUUCUGGAACUCGUUCGAAUCCAAACAAACAUCAUCUUUAAGGAAGGCGGACAGGUUGCUGUGUUCGUGAACAAUCCCAGCGAUAUGCACCUACCAGAAACUGUUCCUGAAAUAAUGAGAAUUCUUCGACGAUUUGAGACUACCAAUAACAGCGUUGGAGCAGCUAGUACACACAUGUGGCUACUACCGUAUCUCCCUUAUGUUGGAGAAAAGGAGCAUGGUUCUAUUGACUUCAAGUAUCGAUAUCUCCCCGAAUUCUUUAAGUUGCAAGAAUACAGGAGAUGGAGUCAUUUUGUCAAUCUCGGAGACCAUGCUGAUUGUUUGGCUGAACGACCUUCUUGUCUUCAAAAAUUCGUUUUCUCAACUGGGUUCCACGAUGCUGUCACUUGGACCGAACGACUAAACUUGCUAGAACAGUGGAGGAAUAUUGCAAGCGAAUACAGUCACCUUAAUCUCACAGUAUAUGAGGACUUCUCCAUGUAUUCGGAUCAGCUCCUCUCCAUUGUCCCCGUCACUCAGCAGACGGUGUUCUUUGCCCUCGUUUGCAUGCUCAUUGUCCUCACACUCUUUACACCUUCUCCAGUCACAAUCCUUACAUCCUCAUGUUCGGUACUGUCCAUCAAUUUGGGUGUAUUUGGUUGCCUUGUAUAUUUGAACAUCGACUUGGACCCCAUAUCAAUGACUACUUUAUUAAUGGCCAUCGGCUUUUCAGUCGAUUUUGUUGCCCACAUCACCUGGCAUUACUACAAGGGCGAUUUCCCAAACAAACGAGAAAGACUGCGACAUGCUUUGGCUUCUAUUGCCUGGCCGAUGUUUCAAUCGGGUACUUCGACAAUGAUCUCUAUCGUCGUUCUCACAGCGGUUCAUGCCUAUAUGGUGAAAGUGUUUGUGAAGGUAGUCGUUCUGGUCGUCUUUCUUGGCAUGUGUCAUGGUCUCAUUGUCCUGCCGGUGGUGUUUGCUGCUCUUCCUUUCAAGAAAGCAACAGUAGUGAAAGAAAAAGGACAUCCAUUAGCCGUAGUUGACGUUAAGCAUGGAAGCUUACGGCAGACCGGCCACGCCUGA
This is a messenger RNA of Necator americanus (New World hookworm), 2589 nucleotides long. RefSeq lists its product as uncharacterized. Lineage: Eukaryota; Metazoa; Nematoda; Chromadorea; Rhabditida; Ancylostomatidae. Gene Ontology annotation, biological process: molting cycle, collagen and cuticulin-based cuticle; endocytosis. The record is from RefSeq and is a predicted model, not a curated record. Gene Ontology annotation, cellular component: plasma membrane; cytoplasmic vesicle membrane. The transcript is spliced from 19 exons. The coding region runs from base 1 to 2589 and encodes 862 amino acids.